AGUUUGGGAAAAAAAAAAAAAACUCUUUUCUCAUAUGAUAUCCGUUAUAGUAGCGAAAAUUUGAAGGCGGGAGAGGCAAAAGAAAUGUCAUCCGAAAACCAAAACCCUAGAAAAUGGCGGUACACUUGGGAAGCUCAAUCUCACCUUCCUCUUCUCAAACUCUUCAUUUUCUCCCCAGAAAUUAAUCCAAUCACUCACUGCAAUCAUCUCAAUGUCGAUUUAAUCUUCGAAAAAUCACUCAUCACUUUUACUUGGAAGCUUCAUGAUUCCUCAAAUUCAAUCUCUCUCCUAAUUCCGCUACCUAGGGUUUUGGUCGACCUUGAUUCUCCGCUUAAUUUCAGACCUUUUGAAGAUCACAUUCAAGUUCAGAUUCCUCUACUUCUUCCUGUUGAUCAUCCUAUUGUUUCAUCUUUCAUUUCUGAACUUAAUUCUAGUGAUCAAUUUAGCGCUUGUAAUUCAUCUCAAAGCUUCCUCCAGCCGCUUUCAAUCGAUUCCGAUUUCAAGGCGUUGUCUUCUAAAGGAGAUGUUCACUUCUACUGCAGAAACUGUGAUUAUAAGCUUACUAAGCGCUCUAUUAGGUGUCUAGUGGACUUGCCUUCUGUUAACUGGACUGAUGUAGCUGACAAUUGGUUUGGUACUUGUUGUUGCUCUUUUGGAGGGAUAAGUGAGAAGCUCGUGGCAAAAUAUGUCAAAUCCUAUCGGUGUGCAGAGGGUACAUGCCUGUUAACUACUGCAUCUGUCAUUCUUUGCAAGGAUGACAUUGCAGGGUUCAAGUCUCGGGAGGUAGAUUUGAAUAAUAGUGGCGAUAACGAGGGCUCCAUUGACAUCCCUUGUAAACCUGAUAAUGAUUCUUCCCCAAAACAUGGCUCAGAAAAUAUCCCGACAGAGAAAAAUUCUAUGAGCAGAGAAUCCGUAGAACCUGAUGAUGACCAGAGAAAGAGUCCAUCUUGUCCUCUUCCAAGGGUUGAUUCUGCUACAGAUGAUGAAAUUGCACAUAGCUGUUGUGAACAUGAUGCUUUAGGAUCGGGUCAAAUUAUUAACGAACCUGUUGCUCUUCAAGCUGACCAAAAGUCGUUCCUUAAUUGUUAUCUUGGAAAUGCUUUUUUAUUCAGAUCAGAUGGUCUUUCAAAAGAUAUUGAAUGGAUUGAUUUUGCAUGUCCUCAGUGCUCCUUCACAUUAGGUGCAUACCCAUGCAGUGAUGGUUCUGAACCAUUAGAUGGUGGUAUUCGGCUGCUUAAAUGUUACAUCUCGAUUUCACCUCCCUCAAAGUCAUCGGAUGACUUGUUCAGUAAAUACACAUUGGAGAGAAUGUUUACUUGUCAACUCCUGGAGAGUGCUAAAGAUGAACUGUCCUUCCGCUCUGUGGUUAAGGAUCUGAAGACAAAGUCUUCUCUGGUGCAUAUAGUUCUGCUUAAUCCCAACUCAUGGUGCUGUAGUGGUUAUUGCUCAGAAGAUACUGUGGAACCCUUUGUAAAGAUCAAUCUGCACCCCGUUGUUAAGGUGCUUUUUUCUCAAUGCUAUGACAAGCCCGACUCUAUACUCAGUAUUAACCAAGAAUGGGAAACAAAAAACCGAGCUGAGGAGAUCUAUAUGUUGACAUAUGUAAUUAGGGAGCUCGUAAAGUCGGUUGAGGAUGCAACAUCCUUAUUUCCACCAUCAUUUAGCUCCUCGCCAGGAUUUCUAUUGUCCUCCAUUCCAAGAUAAUCGUCCAGAUACAGCGUUGAGUUUGUUAUCCUCCCAAACGAUCUUCAUAUUUAGAUACAGAGAUAAGACUUCGUUGCAUAUCAGAGUUUUGGCAUUUUGACAGUAUGUAGUAGCAAUGUAACAUGUAGUGGUGUCCAGAGUAGCAGAUUAGUAGGCAUUUCAGCCUUUUUUGGUCAUGCAGUAGCCUAGUAGGAAACAUAUAUAGUGGUGUUUUGCGGAGUUAGCCACGUUAGUAUGGUAUCUAGUAUGGUCAUUUGAGUAAAUACCAUAUUUUGAGUGAAUGGUAAUUAUCAUGGCCACUGGCGUUUAUAGCACGGCAUGCAUGUAUUAUGUAUAAAGAUAGAUGAAUUAUCAAGUCUUCCGACAAUCCGACUUUCCAGUA
Molecule: messenger RNA, 2086 nt
Organism: Beta vulgaris subsp. vulgaris (sugar beet)
Lineage: Eukaryota; Viridiplantae; Streptophyta; Magnoliopsida; Caryophyllales; Amaranthaceae
Exons: 5
Coding region: 85-1704 (539 amino acids)
Biological process (GO): protein monoubiquitination; protein polyubiquitination; protein autoubiquitination
Cellular component (GO): cytosol; ubiquitin ligase complex; nucleus
Molecular function (GO): ubiquitin conjugating enzyme binding; cyclin binding; ubiquitin protein ligase activity
Source: RefSeq, a predicted model, not a curated record